UUUUUUCAAGACGAUUGCAGUCACGGUGUAGCUAUGAGAUACGUAAGUUGAGAUUUAAGUUUGUUUUUUCCAUAAUUCAACGAUUACUCGUCGAAUUAUAUGGAAAUUUUGUGUGAAAUUAGGUCGCGUGUAUGUAGUAUGAAUAAGUAUAAAAGUGAAGAUACGCGAUAAAAAUAUCAUGUAACGGAGUGGCGGGAGAUUGCAAGUAAAUAGCAGAUCAGCUGAUGAGUGACAACAGACAAACGAAAGCUUAUUGUUCUUGGUCUUGGUUAUGGCGACAAGCAGUUCCGAUGGUUCUUGUACAGCACCUGCAGAUUUUCAGCUUUCGUCAGAAUUGGAAGACGUUUCAAAUCGUUUAAGCGUGAAUUUAUUAAAGUGCCCACUGUGCCAUAAUAGUCGCCGAAUUUUUCAUUGUCGGCAGUGUAUUCAAAAUGGAGAUUUUAUCCAUUCAACUUCUGUUUAUUCUGAACGGUUUGCAGAUAAACAAUUGCGACUUUUACGGUUGAAAGCUGCCAGAGCUCAAUUGGAAGAAAAAUGUGUAAAAGCUCUUGAAAAACAUAAACAAAGGGAUAAAUUGAUAUGUGAUAUAAAUACUUGUAAAGAAAGAGUUAGACUACUCCAGUCAUUAGUGAAUGAAACGAGGCAAAGUAUAAACAGAGGUAAUCAACGUUUAAAUAUUCUCAAAGACGUAAACUCUCAGUUAGCACUUAGAUUACCUAGACAUGAAGAACGAGUAGAAAAAUUACAUCGUUAUGUUACUGGUUUGAGAGCAAAACAAGAAAAACAAAAAGAAGCGGUAGAUAGGAAAAGACAGCAGUUGAAAAAAGUCAUCAGAACUGCUGCUAAACAAUUAAUUCAGUAUAUUUUUCCAUUAUCUAAAGUGCAACCUAGUAGAAGUCUGUGUAGUAGCGAGGAAGAUGCUAGUUCAGAUGUAACUUGUGCACUGGCAGAUGCAUCUGGAACAUCAUAUGUUAGAGGCAGAUGGAUAAAUGAUACAGAAAAUGCUCUAGAAGUCCAACAUCGUAUAGUUGCCCCAACUUUACCAGGAAGUGGAGAUUAUAGUGCUUAUUCUUUAUGGGACACAUCUGUUUUAGUGGCAGCAAAUAAAGAUGGAGUACCAGGUGCAAAUAAAGAGACUGCAAUGCACAAUCCAGCAUAUAAUAUCAGUGCUGCUUUAACUUAUGCUACACAGUUGGUUAAUAUUAUUGCUUAUUAUGUUAAUGUAAGGCUACCAUAUAAACUUGCUUAUGGAGAAUUUUGUGGAAAUGAGAUGUCAGAUCAAAAAUUUGCCAAGAAAGUAGCAAGGCUCAAUAGCAAUGUAUUACAUUUAUGUUUUACACAAAAUACCAACACUGCAGUUUUACAUCCAAUGCAUACUCUGCAAAAUCUAAUGCACUUGCUCAAUACUGAAAUUAGUGAUCUUGGAAGAAUUGGUCCAAUGGAAGUUGAUUCAAAUAUUGUAGCACAAUUGCACAGUCAAUUAGUUCCCGAUUUAGAAAAUAGCGACGAUUCUGCUUCUGAUGAAGAGGAAGAUACUUUUAAUUGGGAUUGGGAAGCUGUACCAAAUGUUGCUUGUCCUGAAAUGGCAGUUCCCAUUCCUGGUGCAAUGAUUAGUCAACAAUCAUCUAGUAUGCAAGUGAAUCAAAGUGUUGCUGGAGGCUUAGUUACAAGUGCUGCAGCUAGUAUAGCCUCUAUUUGGCGUGGUUGGACAACAAACAAAUAGACUGUUUUAUUUAAUUAAUAAAUCUCUUUUUAUACAAAUCAUAACUACAUAUGUAAGGACAUAUGUAGCAAAAGACACAAAAUUGACAAUGCUCCAAAAAUGUGAAAUACUGAAGAAUGAAUGUUUAAAAGUAUAAUGUACUGUAAAUACAUGUAUGAAUUUAUUACUUCAUAUAUGGUACGUGAAAUAGUUUAAUUCCGUGAUAACAAAUUUUGUAAGAUCUGAUGAUUAGUUUAUUUUGAACUAUUUAUAUAAUAUACUGAUUUGUGCUAUUAUUUGUAAUAUAAUUCCAAAUACUUUCAGUAUGCUGAUGAUAGAUCGUAAUUCUGUGGUACAAAUUUUGUAAGUGUACAAGCAAGCAAGUUUGAACACAAUAUUACAUUUUCAAUAAUUCUUUACUUAUAAAUAUGAUUCAUUAAUAAGAUGUGAGUUUAAUACGACUGCCUUUUUUAUGCUCACUGCACUUUGUGUAAUUAUGUAUCUGUUAACAUAUACAUAAAAUAUUUCCUCGCAUUAAAGGUGUCAUUACUAUCAUGAUAUUAUCCGUGUACUUCUAAGUUAUUACAACAUGAUUUUAACAUAAUGUUUUAAGGUCUAUAGUUUUUGGUUUUCUACAAAUAUAUACAAUUGGACAAAUCAGGUAACAAGUUUGUUACUUAAAACUACUUAAUGUGUUUUAUAAGCGAUAUAAUGUCUCUGAUAGGAAAACCAUAUCUUAAAAAUGUUAUCACUUUUAUGUAGAUAUGAUCAUAUCAUAUAUAUUCCACACAUAUUUUUGAUCAUAUAUCGAAAAAGAUAUGACCUGUUAAACACUUCAUACCUGACAAUAUACUAUACAUAAUAUGGAUGUAAGCAAGGUUGUAUUAGAUUAAUGACUUUUCAUUAAAUUAAGUUAAAAUUAAGAAUAACAUAUAUGAUAUCAAAGUAAAUUUUGUAUUUGAGGUGUUGUUGAAGAUAUAUUAUGUAGAUUUAGUAAAAAUCAAAAAUGAUUUAUAUAUUAUUAUUACUAAAGCACAAAUUUACCAAUGUAGCAUAGAUGCACCAUUAUAUUAUCCUUAAAAUAUAUGUAAUUCUUGUAGUAAAUUACGUUUUUCUAAUUAAAUAUUUCUUUAAAGUAACAAUUCAAAUUAUUUAAUAUCUACAAUUAUACAUAAGAAUAGGAAAUGAAAUGUUCUUCAUUUUACCUAUUAUAUAUGUAUUUUAAUUUUAAUAUAUAUAUAUAUAUAUAUUAUGAAGGAAUUAUAACUAUAAUUAUAUAGGAGAAAAGUGAAUACCUAUAUGUAAAGUAAAUAUGUAUAUGUAAUUUAUAUUAAUUGUAAUAUCAAUUUACUAAUAAUUGUAAUAAUAAUCAUUUUUUUUAUAGAAUAUCAUUAAAAAAUAGAACCAAUUAUCUCUUAUAAUUGUUAAAUUUAAAAUACAACGUAAUGUAAAAUUAUCUAUUAUGCGAAUAAUUAAUAUUAUGCAUAGUUACAUUUGAUUAAAUAAUUUUAUACGUGUUCGUUUUUUCGAAAAUUAUAGCGUUUUAUAAACUACAAGGAUAAAAUUAUUCUAUGGAAUUAUAAUUGAAUACUAAUACAAAAUGUUAUGUGUAAACUGAAAUUUGUAAACAAACUAGCACAAAUUUAUAAAUGUUAUUUGAUAAGUACUUUAAGAAAUUUAAUAGCACAUCAUAGUUCAUGUGCUUUAAUUAAAAUAAAAAUGUAAAUCUAGUUCUUAUCAAGAUAUUCUUGAUAAAAUUAAAAAAAUAUUUUGGAUUAGUUUGAUAAGUAAUGUAAAUACAAUGAUAUACAGUUUAUAUAUUAUAUAAAAUGGCUAUGUUUUACCUACAAAGUUUCAUUGUGAUAUUACAAAUAAAUUAGAGUUUGUUUUUUAUCAA
This is a messenger RNA of Bombus huntii, 3599 nucleotides long. It is a transcript of the gene Atg14, whose product is annotated as beclin 1-associated autophagy-related key regulator. Lineage: Eukaryota; Metazoa; Arthropoda; Insecta; Hymenoptera; Apidae. The transcript has 9 exons. The record is from RefSeq and is a predicted model, not a curated record. Gene Ontology annotation, biological process: mitophagy; cellular response to starvation; autophagosome assembly. Bases 272 to 1723 code for a protein of 483 amino acids. Gene Ontology annotation, cellular component: extrinsic component of omegasome membrane; extrinsic component of phagophore assembly site membrane; phosphatidylinositol 3-kinase complex, class III.